AUGAAGUCCAACAUGAAUCUCAAGAUAUUGAAGUUAGCGGUGGUGGAGAUACUGGCUCAGAGUGGAUUUGAUAGGACGACGGACCAAGCACUCAAUGUGCUUGCCGAUGUGAUGAGGCUUUACAUUGAACAGCUUGGGCAGCGAAUGAAGCAAAGGCACGAGAAGGGUGUUGUUGCAGAGCUGAUGUACGGGAUUAUUGUUGAUGAACUGUAUGACGAGAGUGAGUACCAGAUUGCAGAGAUGCUUUCGUUUCUACGCUACCAGAUUACGAUCAAGAACUAUCUCAGUGAUAGAUACAAUGUGGGAAGCGAGGAGUCGAUUCUGCAUGUGCUGAGGAUUCUUCCGAAGAAUGCACAGCUUCGGAUGCUUAUGAGGAGUGGGGGGAGCUUGAGCGAGAUCAACAAGGUGGAAAGGGAUGCUCAUGAAGAGGGCCUGAGCAUUGAUGAGUUUACCAGAGGGUUUAUAGAGUCGAGCCUAAAAGAAAAUAGUAAAGGGGAAGAUGAAGAGUAUAAGUUUCAACUUGUUAGUUUUAUUGGAGAAGAGGAGGGCAUAAAGAAGGUUCGAAUAAGCGAUGGAGAGUUUAACGAGAUAUUGGAGGGAAGGAAGGAGAGGCAUGGGUUUUUUAAGCAGCCGGUGUCUUUUGCAAGUGAUUUCUGUGCGUGGAAGGACCGGCAUGUUUUCAAGGAGUAUGAGUGA
Messenger RNA from Ordospora pajunii, 696 nucleotides. RefSeq names its product histone-fold protein. Gene Ontology annotation, molecular function: protein heterodimerization activity. The record is from RefSeq and is a predicted model, not a curated record. The transcript has a single exon. The coding region runs from base 1 to 696 and encodes 231 amino acids. NCBI's taxonomy places the organism in Eukaryota, Fungi, Microsporidia, Ordosporidae.